CAAUCAGCUCUCAUACUGUUCUUACCUCUUCAGCUACUUUCCUCUUCACCGCAAAUCGCCGCAGCGUCUUCACCAGCUCCUCCGCGAAAACGUGAAAUUCAUGUUUUUUUGGGAGCAAUUUCUUAGUUUUUGCUAUUUUGAUCAGUAAGUUGCAGCGUUUGCACAAUUGAGGAGCUUCGGAUCGUCUAGCAUCUCUAAUUCUCGAAUCUGUUGAAUGGCGGCCGCGAUUCUACACGGAGUUGGAGCUACAACGCCUCUCUCAUCGGUCAAUUACAAUAAUUCUCGCAGAUCGCUCCCAGAGAGGAAAAGAGCUUCAUUUGUCAUUCAAUGCUAUGGGAGUUUGUCGUCUAGGUCGAACAUCGGCAUUAACAGGGCGGCAAAGUUGUCAACUAAUGCAGUUGCAACGAAGCAAGAUAACGUAACAGCUUCUACUCCAUCCAAGCCCGGGCAUGAACUUUUGCUUUUUGAGGCUCUCCGUGAAGGGCUGGAAGAAGAGAUGGAACGAGAUCCCCGGGUUUGUGUCAUGGGUGAAGAUGUUGGCCACUAUGGAGGAUCAUACAAGGUGACAAAGGGCCUGGCAGACAAGUAUGGAGAUCUCAGAGUCCUCGACACACCCAUUGCUGAGAACUCAUUCACUGGCAUGGGCAUUGGAGCUGCCAUGACUGGAUUGCGCCCCAUUGUUGAGGGAAUGAACAUGGGUUUUCUCCUUCUAGCCUUCAAUCAGAUCUCUAACAACUGUGGCAUGCUUCACUACACAUCUGGGGGACAGUUUAAAAUACCAAUAGUCAUCCGUGGACCUGGAGGUGUUGGUCGACAGCUUGGAGCAGAGCAUUCACAGCGUUUGGAGUCAUAUUUCCAGUCAAUUCCUGGGAUUCAGAUGGUGGCUUGCUCGACGCCCUAUAAUGCCAAGGGUUUGAUGAAAGCUGCUAUUAGAAGUGAUAAUCCUGUUAUUCUCUUUGAGCAUGUCUUACUCUACAAUCUAAAAGAGAGAAUCCCAGAUGAAGAGUAUGUAUUGAGUCUCGAGGAAGCUGAGAUGGUCAGAACAGGAGAGCACGUCACCAUUCUAACAUAUUCUAGAAUGAGAUAUCAUGUUAUGCAAGCUGCUAAGACUCUGGUAAACAAAGGAUAUGAUCCUGAAGUCAUUGAUAUCAGAUCACUGAAGCCAUUUGAUCUUCACACCAUUGGGAAUUCAGUGAAGAAGACUCAUCGUGUGGUCAUUGUUGAAGAGUGCAUGAGAACGGGUGGAAUUGGUGCCAGCUUGACAGCUUCAAUAAAUGAACAUUUCCAUGAUUACUUGGAUGCUCCAAUUGUGUGUUUGUCAUCUCAGGACGUGCCAACUCCAUAUGCCGGGACUCUGGAGGACUGGACUGUUGUUCAACCUGCACAGAUUGUUGCUGCUGUUGAGCAGCUCUGCCAGUAGUACCUAACAUCCAUUCUUGAUUUGUACGAUUGCCAAAUUUUGUGAUAAAUCAUAGGUUUGUUCGAGUUGCUUUUGUUUGAGAUGUGUGCUGUUUAAGUAAGUCAGACAGGCUUUGUAGUUGUCUUUUCUCUUUCUAGAAGGGAAAUUGAUGUUAGAAGUGGUGUAACUUUAAAGAUUUUGUUGUAUGAAUACCUUUGAGCUUGACGUA
This is a messenger RNA of Salvia hispanica, 1628 nucleotides long. RefSeq names its product pyruvate dehydrogenase E1 component subunit beta-3, chloroplastic-like. Lineage: Eukaryota; Viridiplantae; Streptophyta; Magnoliopsida; Lamiales; Lamiaceae. The record is from RefSeq and is a predicted model, not a curated record.